AUGGAGUCAAUCAAAUCAAAACUGAUGAACGAUUUGGCCAAUGUUGCAGUCUGGUUGGAUGAAAAUGAUCUAAUUAUCAACUUAAAUGAAGGGAAAACCGAAGAAUUACUAUUUGGAACAGCUAAGCAUAUAUGCAAAUCAAACAAGUCUUUGUCUAUACCGUAUGGAAAUACAGUUAUUAAUCUCACAAAGAAAUACAAGUAUCCUGGUGUUGAAGUUAACUCCACAUUAAAUCUUAACACUCAUUUUGAUGCUUGUUUUAAAUGUGCAUCAACAAGGUUAUGUCUACUAUCCAAAAUUAGAGAUAAUUUAAAUGUGGACUCGGCGAGAACGAUUUAUCAGUCAAUGAUCACACCGCUUUUGACAUACUGUGGAAUUUUGAAUCUUAAAUUAAGGUCAACACAACUGCAUAAAUUAGCUUCUUUUCGGGAACGACCCACUAAAGUUAUUUUUAAGGAUUUUCGACCUGAUACAGAGCUCCCAUCAAUUAUGGAUUUAAGGAAGAAGCGUGCCUGUGAAAUAGUUAGAAGGACUUUAGAUGGCAAUAUCCCGGAGGCCUUAAUGGAUCAUUUUGUAAUUAAAGAUCAUGGACGUGAAACACAAAACCGAGGUUGUUUGAUAAACUUACCAACUAUAAAACUUGAAUAUGCACGAAGAGGAUUCUAUUUCAUGGGAGCUAAAUUAUAUAAUGAGCUGCCAUUGAAUAUUAGAUCUGCAACAAGUUCUGAAGAUUUUUAUAAACUAUUAAAACUUCAUUUCAGCUAA
Paramuricea clavata is the source of this 765-nucleotide messenger RNA. The record is from the annotation of a GenBank genome assembly. Lineage: Eukaryota; Metazoa; Cnidaria; Anthozoa; Malacalcyonacea; Plexauridae.